AUGACAAACUACAAUAUCACAGUCACCAGUGACAUUGUAUGUCCAUGGUGCUAUCUCGGCUUUUCUCGGCUCUCGCGGGCCAUCACUGAGCAUAAAAAGACGUAUCCCGACGACACCUUUCACUUGAAAUACUUACCAUUUUAUCUGAACCCACCACCACAGCUGAUCGCAGGUAGUGGUCCGGCCCCGCCACCUUUCCCGGCGCCAUCGCGUCCAAGGCGCGAAAUGUACGCCGCCAAAUUUGGGCCCGAGCGCGCGAAGCAGAUUGAAGCCAUGAUGAGCCAAACCGCUCGCAGUGAAGGUUUGGAUUUUAAAUUCGGUGGGAUGACAGGUCCCUCGAGAAACGGACAUAGGCUUGUCCACUGGGCACAGGUCAAAGGAGGCGAGGAAUCCCAGAAUACGGUUAUGUUGGGUCUUUGGAGACGCUAUUUUGAGCAGGAGGCUGAUAUCACAACUCUCGACACCCUCGUCGAGGUCGGUUUGGAAGCUGGACUGGGCACCAAGGAGGAAAUCACCGAGUACUUGACCUCUGGCAAGGAUGGGGAAUUGGUCGACAAAGAAGCAGAGGAGGCCCAUAAGAAGGGAAUCUCGGGUGUGCCCUUCUAUGAGAUUAAUGAUAUGUGGGAGGUGUCGGGGGCACAGGAUCCCCUCGCUUUCAAGAAGCUGUUCGCGAGGUGGAAGGAGUUGGAGGCCAAUGGACAAGUGCCUGUGGGCGAUGCUGGUGGGAAAACAACCGCUGGAAAUGGUUGCUUGUGA
Molecule: messenger RNA, 756 nt
Organism: Cladophialophora psammophila CBS 110553
Lineage: Eukaryota; Fungi; Ascomycota; Eurotiomycetes; Chaetothyriales; Herpotrichiellaceae
Exons: 1
Coding region: 1-756 (251 amino acids)
Molecular function (GO): oxidoreductase activity
Source: RefSeq, a predicted model, not a curated record